GCUGUGCUUGACGUUGUACUCGAGGCUUGCCUCACCGUCUCCCGCUGUCCCUCGUCUCCAGUCGCUCCUUUUUUCUGUCUGUACUCUUCGCGUGGCACGUUUCGCCGACUGGUGUGGCGAUACCCCGCGCCUCUGCUGAUAUCCCUCUCUCUGUUUAAUACCCUUCAUCGUCCUCCAUGGUCAGCUUCGGGGACUUCAGUUCCCUCUGCCGAGAUACCCCAAGUUAUCCCUGGUGUAAUCUCUUCUACCAUCAACUCCAACAUCACAGCUCCUCCGUCCUCCAGGGUCUCUCUGCGAACCCCAAGACCGCUCCCGUUGGCGUGAAUCCCGAGUGCGGCAUCGCCCUCGCCGGCACGAACGGCUCCGUCGCCAACAUCGCCAACAUCAUCGCCUGCGGCCUCAGCAUCUUCCUCGUCGCCUACCUCGCCUGGAUCACGGGCCGCCGCAAGGCGGCCGUGGGCAGAACCGAGUUCCGCAUCUUCCUCGGGUGCUACCUCCUGACCCUCCUGCUCCAGAUCCUCACCACCGGGGCCUUCCUCGAGCAGGGCUCGGACGCCCUCACGGUCCUCACGGCGAUACAUGCGGGAGCGGUGGCCGCGACGUUCUGGACGCUGCUUGGAACGGCCAUUGUCAGCACGCAGGUGGUCGAGGACGGCACGCUGAGCUCGCUGAUCCCGUUCUCGUUCUUCAUCCUCGCGUUCGUCGUCGCCACGACGUACAUCGCGCUCGACGUCGCCUUCUCGUUCACCUCCGUGUUCGGGCCCUCGAACCCGCCCGACGCGCUGCACAGCGUCCCCCUCUUCGUCUUGACGACGAUCUGGCCUGGAGCCGCCGCCCUGUUGUAUUUCGCCCUCAUGCUGUACAUCGUCCUCGGCAUGCUGAACGAGAUCCGGCCCAUCUGGUACUACGUCCUCGCCGCCGUGCUCUUCAUCCUCAGCCAGCUCGACUACUUCCUCCUCAACAAGGUCAUCUGCAAAGGUGUCACGCCCGCCAAGAUCGACGGGUCCUUUGUCGCGACGGUCCUCGAGACCGCCGCCGUCGGCGUGCUGCACCUCGCGUGGCGGAGCAUAACAGAAGAGUCCUGGGAAGAAGACCCGUACUACUACGGCCGGUGACACACGCCUGUCCACAGACGAACAAAAACGCCCGCCGCUCUUGUCAUGCGUAAUAUCUUGUACGAUAAUUAUUUGUAGCACCUCCCUCCCCGUCCCCGUCCCCCUCCCCCCUUGCUGUGCUCGUCCAGGACGCGCCACCGCUUAACCCGCUCUCUCUUUCCCGCUCUGGACACACACGCGCGCGCUACCUUGACCCACCGCGGACCAGCCUGAACAGGGAAGGAGGGGAGGCCACCGCGGGACGAUCCUGCAGCCUCGUCGCGGGGGUGGAUGCGUACCCUCGCACAUGUCGACCAAUACCUGCCCGUGUACUUGUUUUUGGUGUCACCGAAGCGAUAUUUGUAUGGAUUUUGCUGUC
Phanerochaete carnosa HHB-10118-sp is the source of this 1473-nucleotide messenger RNA. RefSeq lists its product as uncharacterized. Gene Ontology annotation, biological process: protein folding. The coding region runs from base 177 to 1115 and encodes 312 amino acids. The transcript has 7 exons. The record is from RefSeq and is a predicted model, not a curated record. Lineage: Eukaryota; Fungi; Basidiomycota; Agaricomycetes; Polyporales; Phanerochaetaceae. Gene Ontology annotation, cellular component: endoplasmic reticulum membrane.